CUCGUAGGCACUUCCGUUAUGGAUUGGAUUAUGAAAUAACAGAGCGCCACCUAUAACACACACCGAACACGUGCUUGAAGUGGUUUCCGGAUUAGCAUGGAGGUUACCACGAGAAGCAGUGGUCUUCACUUGCGCAACAUGGUGUGUGAAUUGGGUCAGCUGUCGCGCCCUGAUGGUGAUGUUACCAUGUUUCAGGGAGAUACAUCAGUCACAACGGCUGUGUAUGGACCGGGAGAAGUGCGUAUGAAUAAAGAAAUUCUUAAUAAGGCCACAGUAGAAACUGUAUAUAAACCCAAAUCAGGACUGCCUGGCUGUGCUGAAAAGAUGUUUGAAAGAACUCUAAGAAACACAUGCGAGACUUUCCUUUUAGCAGCAUUGCACCCUAGAUCUUCUAUAAGUAUCAUUGUGCAAGAGAUUCAGGACUCUGGUUCAUUACUAUCAUGUUGUGUGAACUCUUGUUGUUUAGCAUUGUUGGAUGCUAGUGUGGCUAUGAAGUUCCUAGUUGCAGCAGUGACAUGUGCCAUAGACGGAGAUGAUUGUGUAAUCCUAGACCCAACAGCUAAGCAGGAGAGGGAGAGCUCUGCUAUCCUUACUUUCGUAUUUGAGAACAAAGACAAUUCCAUACUGACUGUGUACACCACAGGAAGCUACACUGUCCAACAGUUCCAAAAGUCUUCACAAACAUGUAGAGAAGCCAGCAGAGCAGUGUUUGACUUUUACAAAACUUCCAUAGAAAAGAAACUCUCAAAGGCUGCCUAAUUAAAAUUAAAUACCCUGUCAUACUCA
Molecule: messenger RNA, 786 nt
Organism: Pecten maximus
Lineage: Eukaryota; Metazoa; Mollusca; Bivalvia; Pectinida; Pectinidae
Product: exosome complex component RRP46-like
Exons: 2
Coding region: 97-759 (220 amino acids)
Biological process (GO): nuclear mRNA surveillance; poly(A)-dependent snoRNA 3'-end processing; rRNA catabolic process
Cellular component (GO): nucleolus; nuclear exosome (RNase complex); cytoplasmic exosome (RNase complex)
Source: RefSeq, a predicted model, not a curated record